Xenopus laevis (African clawed frog) is the source of this 1161-nucleotide messenger RNA. RefSeq names its product vomeronasal type-2 receptor 26. The transcript has 3 exons. Lineage: Eukaryota; Metazoa; Chordata; Amphibia; Anura; Pipidae. The record is from RefSeq and is a predicted model, not a curated record. The coding region runs from base 1 to 1161 and encodes 386 amino acids.
AUGCCUUGUCAAGGACCAAGUGAGCACGUACAGCACAUUGCUAUAGCAAAGCUGGUGAAACAUUUUGGUUGGACCUGGGUGAUCAUUUUGGCAUCUAGUGAUGAUGGUGGACAGAGAAAGAGUCAAAACCUCAAAAACGAGAUCACUAAACUCGGUGCUUGCGUUGACCUCAUUGGCACUUUAAUGGAAGAUGAAAACACAGCUGUACGAACAUUACAGAAAAUACAAAACUCUACUGCAGAGGUUGUAAUCUUUUAUAUGGACAAUUGUCUAAAAUGCGGGGACUAUGAAUGGCCAAACCCAAAUAAAACUGUGUGUAUUGAGAAGCCAAUUGAAUUCCUAUCAUAUAGUGAUGAUUCUCUAACUCUGACCUUUAUUGUCCACUCUCUGGUGUUUUUUAUAAUAGCAGCAGUUAUACUGGGAAUCUUUAUUAAGUUUCGAGACACUCCAGUAGUGAAAGCCAAUAAUCACAUUUUGAGCUUCAUUCUCCUUGUCUCUAUCAAGCUCAGCUAUCUCUCUGUGUUUUUGUUUCUUGGCCAACCUAUUGAUGUAACCUGUAUUUUCUGGCAAACCUCCUUUGGAAUCACCUUUUCCAUGGCUAUGUCAUCUGUACUAGCUAAGACUACCAUGGUUUACUUUGCUUUUAAAGCCACCAAGCCUGGCAGUCCAUGGAGAAAAUGGGUUGGAGCAAAGGUGGCUUAUUGUAUUGUUUUUGUUUGUUCAAUUAUCCAAAUACUAAUUAGUGUUAUCUGGUUGGCCACUUCUCCCCCAUUUGUAGAGCUUAACUUACUUUCAGAACCUGGAAAAAUCAUCAUUCAGUGCAAUGAGGGCUCAGUAGUUGCCUUCUAUAUUGUCCUCUCCUACAUGGGAUUGUUGGCAUCUGUGAGUUUCAUUGUAGCUUUCUUGGCUCGGACAUUACCGGACAGUUUUAAUGAGGCCAAGUACAUCACUUUCAGCAUGUUGCUCUUCUGCAGUGUUUGGAUCACAAUGAUCCCGGCCUAUCUGAGCACCAAAGGCAAAUACAUGGUGGCAGUGGAAAUAUUUGCCAUAAUCUCUUCAAGCUGUGGCCUUCUCUUCUGUAUAUUUCUACCCAAAUGUUACAUUAUUUUAUUAAAGCCUGAGAUGAACACUAAGAAAUAUUUACUAGGGAAUAAGAAAUAG